UUCUAAGCAUAAAAAUGGCUUGUACAAUACCGUGUUUUGUUCUGAAUUUUGGUGCAGUUCAUUCUCAAUUCUCAUCCAACUGGUUAUUCAUGAAUUAUUUAUACUGGUAUUAUAUUUUUUAGUUUCUGACCGAUAGAAGCAUAGGCUCUUAUCAUACCUACCUGACUAAUAAACUUUUAUUAACAAAUAAUUUGUAUAAAAAUCAACAUGACCACUAGAAUUGCUUCUCAUGCUGGAAGUUGGUAUGUCAAUUCUAGAGAAGAUCUUGAUCGACAGCUGGUUGGAUGGCUAAAUAAUGCCCAAAAAGUGGGAAAUCAAAUUCGUGCAAUUAUUUCACCUCAUGCUGGAUAUUCUUAUUGUGGUUCCUCUGCAGCACAUGCUUACAGACAAAUUGAACAUGAAAAUAUAAAACGAAUAUUCAUUCUAGGACCAUCGCAUCAUGUUUAUCUUCCUGGAUGCGCUUUAUCCUCUGUACAAAAGUAUGAAACACCUUUGUAUUCUUUGACAAUAGAUCAAGCAAUAUAUGCAGAAUUGAAACAAACUAACAAAUUCACCUCGAUGACAAAGCAAGUCGAUGAAGAUGAGCACAGUAUUGAAAUGCAACUUCCUUAUAUUGCAAAAGUUAUGGAAAAAUCCAAAGAUAAAUUCACAAUUGUGCCUGUGCUAGUUGGAGGUCUUGAUAGAGACGCCGAGAAGCUAUAUGGCGAGAUCUUCAGCAGUUAUUUGGCCGAUCCACAAAAUUUAUUUGUGAUCUCUUCUGACUUUUGUCACUGGGGUCAACGCUUCAAAUACACAUACUUUGAUGAAAAAUAUGGAGAAAUAUACAAGUCUAUUGAACAUUUGGAUAAAAUGGGAAUGAAAUUCAUUGAGGAGCUGGAUGCAACGAAAUUCCAUAAAUAUCUUAAGCAAUACGGUAAUACAAUAUGUGGACGUCAUCCAAUUGGUGUAUUGCUCAAUGCAGUCGAAGCGUUGCAAAAUCAAUCACAACCAAAAUUCACAUUUAAAUUUCUCGAUUAUAAACAAUCUAGCAAAUGUAAGCACCAGAGAGACAGCUCAGUAAGUUAUGCUGCUGGGGUGUUGGAAAAUGUAUGAAUUCUGCUUGUGGACAUGCUGUCCGGCAAAAUGUCAUCUAUUUGUUCUGCUAUGAUUUAUGCAUUGCAUGUAGCACGCCCUAUUAUUAGUAAAGCUUGGAUAACGUAAUGAAAUUUAAUUUUAUCAUUGACAGACCAGCUCAGUUUUAAUUUCACUUGUGAUGUAUAUGUGUAAUGUUCGAUGUUGUGCUUUGUAUCCCUUUUUGUAAUAAUAUUAUGUACUUGGUAUGAAA
This is a messenger RNA of Styela clava, 1324 nucleotides long. Its product is annotated as protein MEMO1-like. The record is from RefSeq and is a predicted model, not a curated record. NCBI's taxonomy places the organism in Eukaryota, Metazoa, Chordata, Ascidiacea, Stolidobranchia, Styelidae.